GUUUUCCAAUUACUGAAACGUCGUUAGUUAUAAAAUUGAAUAAUAUUUUCGUUGCUUGUUUUCCAUCAUUACUUAACGCAGUGAUCCUUGUUAGGUGAUAGUUUAACUCUCUGGAAAUUAUAGGCUGGUUAGACUGGUUGCUGAAUUUCAUUUUACUGGUGGUUGUUUUUCUCUUCUUUUUUUUUUUUUUUGUUGGUUUUAUUUAUUUAUGUAUUUAACUUUGGGACUCAAGUGUUGUUGCUCACACUAGACUGUUGUUUGCCUCAGAUUUUUCUAAAUUUUCUCCUCUAUUGUUAUCAUAGGUUCUGAUUUGUUGGGCACAACAUGUCAAACCGCCAAUCGGACGAUAACGAACAUAGGGCGGAUGAAUACGAAAUGGAAGAUGUAGAAGAUGAUAUGGAUGAUGGAUCUAUUAAUAGAGAAAUAGAGUCUGAUGUUGAUGAAUAUGAUGACUCGGUUUUGAUGUUGCAGAGUAGUAAGGUGGUAGACACCACAGCUGCUCAAUCCAGAAGAGGACAGGACAUCCAGGGAAUUCCUUGGGAUAGGCUUAGCAUCACUAGGGAAAGGUAUCGGCAAACCAGGCUUGAGCAAUACAAGAAUUAUGAAAAUAUCCCCAAUUCAGGGGACAGGUCGGGGAAGGAUUGCAAAAACACCAAAAAAGGAUACUCAUAUUAUGAGUUCCGAAAAAAUUCAAGAUCAGUAAAGCCAACAAUUCUUCAUUUUCAGUUGAGGAAUUUGGUUUGGGCUACAUCGAAGCAUGAUGUAUACGUUAUGUCACAGUUUUCAGUAAUGCAUUGGUCUUCUUUGACUUGCACAAGGUCAGAGGUACUCAAUGUUUCAGGACACAUUGCUCCAUCAGAGAAACAUCCUGGAAGUCUCUUGGAGGGAUUUAUGUACACUCAAGUCAGUACACUUGCAGUAAAAGAGAAGCUUCUAGUUGCCGGAGGAUUUCAGGGUGAACUUAUUUGUAAGCACCUUGAUCGACCUGGUAUUAGCUUUUGCUCAAGGACCACUUAUGAUGAUAAUGCCAUUACCAAUGCCAUUGAGAUUUAUGCUAGUCCUAGUGGUGCAGUUCAUUUCACAGCCUCCAAUAAUGAUUGUGGAGUCAGAGACUUCGAUAUGGAGAAAUUUCAGCUUUCUAAGCAUUUUCGUUUUCCAUGGCCAGUGAAUCAUACUUCUCUCAGUCCCAAUGGUAAACUACUACUAAUUGUUGGAGACAGCCCCGAAGGCAUGUUGGUGGACUCCCAAAAUGGAAAAACAAUUGUUCCCUUAUCUGGGCACUUAGAUUUCUCAUUUGCAGCAUCAUGGCAUCCUGAUGGUGUGACCUUUGCUACUGGAAACCAGGACAAAACCUGCCGGAUUUGGGACUUGCGGAAUUUAUCCAAGUCAGUAGCUGUGCUAAAGGGUAACCUCGGAGCCAUCCGAUCAAUCCGGUAUACAUCUGAUGGCCAGUAUAUGGCUGUGGCAGAGCCUGCAGAUUUUGUGCAUGUCUAUGACGUGAAAAGUGGGUAUGAAAAGGAACAGGAAAUCGAUUUCUUUGGUGAGACAUCAGGCAUAUCUUUCAGUCCAGACACUGAGUCCCUUUUUAUUGGGGUUUGGGAUCACACUUAUGGUAGCCUUCUUGAGUAUGGCCGCCACCGGAAUUACUCUUACCUUGAUUCACUGAUAUAAGUUGAAAACUGUUCUCAAUUUGUUGCAGUGGUAGGGAGUGUUUAUAUAAGUGUGUGCAAAGCAUGGAGAUGUACAGGAGUUUAGGAGAGAACAUAUAAAUCAUGAUGUUACUUGGUUUUAGUUCAUGGACUUGUCUUGUUAACGUUUGAUUGGAACAUAGGGAAUUAUUCAAGGGAAAAAAAAUGAUGUUUGCUCAUUGAGGAUAUAGGUUU
Messenger RNA from Gastrolobium bilobum, 1883 nucleotides. RefSeq lists its product as uncharacterized. The record is from RefSeq and is a predicted model, not a curated record. The coding region runs from base 325 to 1671 and encodes 448 amino acids. NCBI's taxonomy places the organism in Eukaryota, Viridiplantae, Streptophyta, Magnoliopsida, Fabales, Fabaceae. The transcript is spliced from 9 exons. Gene Ontology annotation, molecular function: protein binding.